Molecule: messenger RNA, 1257 nt
Organism: Cylas formicarius (sweet potato weevil)
Lineage: Eukaryota; Metazoa; Arthropoda; Insecta; Coleoptera; Brentidae
Exons: 3
Coding region: 145-870 (241 amino acids)
Biological process (GO): regulation of transcription by RNA polymerase II
Cellular component (GO): nucleus; transcription regulator complex
Molecular function (GO): DNA binding
Source: RefSeq, a predicted model, not a curated record
AGGACCUUCACCUCUGAACGAAACUUUACCGGCAGCCGACGAAUGCCGAACGCGGAGCCGAACGAUCGUCAGUGAGCGGAGCGAAGGCGGUUAGAAAUCCCAGCGUCGACGUGCGUUAACGUUGCAAGUCGCAACUUUUCCAAGAUGAGUAAACCGUUGAUCAACGCGCUGGAACUGAUAGAGGAAGUGAAAAAGAGGCCGUGUCUUUACGAUUUCAAGGUGGCCCACGGCAAUCAGGAGGUGAAAAUGAACGCCUGGGGCGAGAUCGGAGUCGCCCUCUUCAAAGAUCGCUGGAUGAAUUUCAAUUUGCACGAGAAAGAAGCCGUCGUGCGGGAAAUGCAGGUAAAAUGGAAAUCUCUUCGUGACAAUUUUUCCAGAAGUUUACGUAACAAGGAAGCAUCGGAUUCAGGCCCACCCGGAGCUAAAUCGAAAAAAUACAUUUAUUUCGAUCAUCUUUCCUUCCUGGCGCCUUACUAUCAAAGAAGGAACACAUCGAGCUUCGUAUUCGUCGAAGAAAACAGAGAUAGCAACGAUUCGACAACGGAAGACGUCAAACCAAUAACCGUUGACCCGAUUCAGUUGACCAACCAAUCGGUUCAGUUCAUUCACAUACCGUCGACGUCAUCGGAUCAGUUCAAUUCUUCUUCGAACAAUGCCGAUAUGCCAACCGGGAAGAGAAUCGCAAAGGUGAUGGAAGAAUUGGCUGCGAUGCAAAAAGAAGAGAGAGCCGACGAUCCCAUGGGGAACCGUAAAUUUCUCCUAUCUCUGCUUCCGUUUAUGAAGAAGCUUCCUGACGACGUCAACCUGGAAGUUCGACUGCAACUGAUGAGCGUGUUGCAAACCUACGCCAGCGGCAAAGGAUUUUUGUGAUACGGACGUACUUGUAGCGCGAACGUCAGGAAAUGACUUCUUGCGACGUUUAGUUUUAUGUAUUUCUAGUGUGUAAGUGUUGGCUUAAUAAAUUACUUGGUACUUUCGAAAAAUCCUACGCAUCGCUAGCAAGCUGUUGGUGCAGAAAUGAUCAGCGUCGAAAAAAAUUUUUUUGUCUGUCCGUUCUCCGUUCGCGUCUUUUGGUUUUUCCUGAAUAACUUUCGAACCGUUGGAGCUACAAAAUCGAAAUUUGCCCCACAAGCUUGCAGGAAAUGGCCUCGAUCCGACGCCGGUAUUCAUCUUUUUUUCGCGAUUUUCGACUGUUUUUUGAACAUUGCUUUGAAACACGAUAAGUGUCUGAAAGACACAUAUAUGCACUUUUGCCCU